Messenger RNA from Eucalyptus grandis, 1351 nucleotides. RefSeq lists its product as uncharacterized. The transcript is spliced from 2 exons. The coding region runs from base 260 to 751 and encodes 163 amino acids. The record is from RefSeq and is a predicted model, not a curated record. Lineage: Eukaryota; Viridiplantae; Streptophyta; Magnoliopsida; Myrtales; Myrtaceae.
AUUACAAUGGGCUAAAGUAAAACCCGAAAAAUCUUCUAGUUUGCGCUUGGCCCAGUCCACUAAAGGUUGCACGUCCCAACUUAGGGUAGCUGAAGUGAGAACCCCUUCCACCAGCGUACUACAAUCAGAGUGUACGUGUAUCUCUCUUUCUGGUCUAUGCUGGGCAAGCUUUGAGAAGAUAAAAUCUAGGGUUUCAACCAAUGCUUUUGCCUUUGCUUGUUCAACUGAUUUCACCUCUAUAGAUUUAGUAAACCCGUCAAUGAUUCUUCCAAGGGAGUCCCUGCAGAUACAAGCCACUGGGGGGGGUGGUCGCUGUUGGGUGUCUAAAAUGUGGCCGUCCUCCUCUAUGUCCAAAUCUGGGCUUACGGGGGUGUUGAGAAGGCUCAGAGGUGUGGCUAGGUGGUUCGGAGCUGCUGUUAGCCACUUCUUUUCCCAGAUCGGUCCUGCCCCUUUGCACGGCGUCCACAAUGCUAGACAGAAAAGGGAUGGCUAUAGCCUACCUGUUUUGUAUGGAUCGAGCAGUUCGUCUGGCGUUCCUGUAGCUAUAAGCCACAACUCCACUCGAGGGGGGAUGUCGCUACUUGUUGCCAGAAAGGCUGCCGUCCUCUUCAAAGUUCAGAUCUGGGCUCGUGUGUUGUUUACAGCCACUAACAACCUGUCUUCUUCGCAGAUCCUUCCUUCCCCCUUGACCUGCGUCAGAGUUGCUGUGCGGACGGGGGUGUUGUGCAGAUUCGGAGGUGAUGUUGGGUAGUUCAAAGUCGUCAUCAGCCACUUCUCGGUUCAGAUCCAUCCUACCCUGUGUUCAGCGUCCAAAUGGCUGGAUAGAGAGGACUAGUCGUACCCCUUUUGCUGUAUAUAUGCUGUAUAUGGAGCGAGCAUUUCGUCCGGUCAACCUUGGGAGCAUUGAUGAAGCAAAGGUGUUGCUGUCAUCGCCAUGCUUCUCGCUAGUAAGAUCGUGGCGCAUGGGUAGUUGAAAUUCACCGUUAACCAUUUCGCUCUCCAGAUUUGUCAUUCCCCUGUAUUUAGUGGCCGAUCUGUUUGGCAUUGGAGGAAGGUCUGUGCCCUAUGUGUUGUGGGUGGGUCGGGCUUUUCGUCUAGUUGGGUGCAGGGGAUGCCACUCACAGCUGCGUGCAUCCCAUGCUGUGUGGAGACCUCUGUUUAUCGUGGAGGGUAUCUUUCUAGUAAAUGGCCUAACAUGUGCAUCUCUUCCCUUUUCCAUUUUCUUUAAUAAAGUCCACGAGAGUGUGGGGACUUCCAUGUGCAAUUGUUUGUUGUCCUUUGUGGAUGUUGUCCCAAAAGGUAAUAUUUUUUUUCUUGGUGCAAAAAUGGCUUAUGAUAAAGAUUAUGUUGU